CGAUUUUCCCUCCCUUCCUCCCCCCUCCACCCCUUCCUUUCCCUCGUUUUCUCCCCCUCUGCCGCCAAAAAUCCUCAGAUCCAAACCCUAAGCGCCCCGCCCCGCGCCCGGCCCGAUCCAUCCGUCGCGCCGCGCCGCGGAUCACCAUGGCGGCCGCCGCCGGCGGGACCAGCAGCGAGGGCGCGGCGCGCGUGCUGCUGCAGCGUUACCAGCCGUUCGGGUCGCCGCCUGGCGACUACCACCAUUUCGGCCCGGCCGACGGCGGCGGCAGCGCCGAGAUGACGGAGGCCGUCGUCCUCAGGACGCCAUUAAAGCGGAAACACAACAGAGAAGACAAUGAGGUAACUGAAUCAAAUGAUUGGAUGAUGAGCCCUGGAUAUGCUAACGCAACAAACAGUCCAAUUCCUACACCACCUUCGGGAAAAGGUUCUAAAAUGUCCGCCAAGCCUAAAGCUGCAAAAGGCCAGAAAUCUUGUCCUCAGACCCCUUUGUUUUCCGGUUCUCCGGGCAAUCCAGCUACUCCUGUUGGUGGCUGCCGCUAUGAUAGCUCCCUAGGGUUAUUGACAAAAAAGUUCCUGAACUUGCUAAAGGGUGCACCUGGUGGCAUGGUUGAUUUGAAUAAUGCUGCAGAAACGCUAGAGGUACAAAAAAGACGUAUAUAUGACAUUACUAAUGUCCUUGAAGGGAUAGGGCUGAUAGAAAAGAAGCUUAAGAACAACAUUCGUUGGAAAGGAAUCGAUGACUCUCGACCAGGUGAAGUUAGCGAUGAUAUGUCCAUUUUACAGGGAGAUAUUGAAGCCCUCACACUGCAAGAACAUAGCUUAGACGGACAAAUAAGUGAAAUGCGAGACAAGUUAAGAGAGCUCACUGAAGAUGAAAAUAACCAAAAAUGGCUGUAUGUCACAGAAGAUGAUAUCAAGUCUUUGCCAUGCUUUCAGAAUCAGACACUAAUCGCAAUAAAAGCACCUCAUGGUACAACGCUUGAAGUCCCAGAUCCUGAUGAGGUGAAUGAUUAUCCUCAAAGGAGAUAUAGGAUUGUUCUAAGAAGCACUAUGGGUCCGAUAGAUGUGUACCUAGUUAGUCAAUUUGAGGAGAUGAGUGGCAUGGAGACUCCUCCAAGGUCUGCACAAACAAUAAGCAUGGAUUAUCUAGAGAAUCCUAGGACACCACUCGCUACAGGAUCUAACAAAGAUGUGGAGAUGGAGAAUGUUCAACAAGGGCUGAUAAUGCCCCCUGACGCUCCUACUACACAGGAUAUUGGAGGGAUGAUGAAGAUUGUCCCUUCUGAACUUGAUACUGAUGCGGAUUACUGGCUCUUAUCAGACACAGGGGUUAGCAUUACUGACAUGUGGAAGACAGCACCAGAUGUGGAGUGGGAAGGAAUCGACAUCAACGCGGAGGAUUUCUUGGAAGUUGGCACACCUCGGCAGCAAGAUCAGCCGCCCUCUGAAAUGGUGGAUCAUCCCUCGUGCAUUAGCUGAAGAAGACCUGAAGCAUGGUGGCAAGUACCAUUCACAUACGUGGGAAUUCUUCGUUUCUUGCUGCGGGUUAUCAAUGGCCGAUCAAUUCAGAACAGAGACCCGAGAGCAAAGGUUCCAGGGGGGUUGCUGUGAUGUACAUACAGAUGGCAACCUAGUGCCAUGUCAGUAGCUCUCUGGGUCAAGCUUCUAUGCCAAUAGCCAACGACCUGAUCAUUUCCAGAUCUACUGACAACCUGGUAAUUUUCAGGUUUGUAGCUUAUGUGCUGCAUGUUGUAGCUCACAACAUUAGGACUGUAGUAGAAACAUGUACAGAGCAGCAAGCUCCGGGACUUCAUUAUUUCAAGUAGCACUGAAAACAUAGACUAGAAGCUCAUGCACUUGUAACACAAACCGUCAGCAUUCGAUGACAUCUGCCUAUCGUGUUUGCCUAGUGUCAAAUUGAAAUGCAGAGAUGUUUUUUUCCCAAA
Aegilops tauschii subsp. strangulata is the source of this 1948-nucleotide messenger RNA. RefSeq names its product transcription factor E2FA. The record is from RefSeq and is a predicted model, not a curated record. Gene Ontology annotation, biological process: regulation of transcription by RNA polymerase II. Gene Ontology annotation, cellular component: RNA polymerase II transcription regulator complex. NCBI's taxonomy places the organism in Eukaryota, Viridiplantae, Streptophyta, Magnoliopsida, Poales, Poaceae. Gene Ontology annotation, molecular function: protein dimerization activity; DNA-binding transcription factor activity, RNA polymerase II-specific; RNA polymerase II cis-regulatory region sequence-specific DNA binding.